Molecule: messenger RNA, 1554 nt
Organism: Prunus armeniaca (apricot)
Lineage: Eukaryota; Viridiplantae; Streptophyta; Magnoliopsida; Rosales; Rosaceae
Source: the annotation of a GenBank genome assembly
AUGGGUCUUCUCAACUCAGCUUCGGUUGUUGUUUCUGUUCUUGUUUGUCAACUAUUUGCCUUGAAUUUGGGUGAUCUUGUAAGCACUGUCUCAGAGAAGUACAUAUCAGCAAUAGGAGACCCAGGAAUGAAGAACCCAAAUAUGAGAGUUGCAUUGGAAGCUUGGAACUUCUGCAAUGAAGUUGGAAUGGAAGCACCCAACAUGGGCAGCCCCAGGCUGGCCGAUUGUGCUGAUAUUGAUUGCUCUCUUACUGAUCAUUUGGAUAGGACCUCCCUAGGUAUGGAAAGUAAGUGUGUGAUUCAUCACAGAGUAAAUGAAUCAGACAACAACUUACGGGCUGGUGAUAAUUUUCCUGUAAGGGAUUUUAAGCCAUACACAGACCCUGACUUAUAUGCAAAGGAAAAGGAACUGUAUCUUGCUUCUCUAUGUGAGGUUCAGAAUUCAUCAGAUCCAUGGCAAUUUUGGAUGGUCAUGCUUAAGAACGGAAAUUUUGACAAAAACACUACUCUUUGUCCUGAAAAUGGCAAGCCGGUAAGCAGAAUUGUUACGGAUAGGAAUUUUCCAUGUUUUGGUCAAGGUUGUAUGAAUCAGCCACUUGUCUACCAUAACUACUCAAGAUUGGUUUCUUAUGGUGACCGAGCAGUGUCUUUAAUUGGAGGAUUUUAUGGAACUUAUGAUCUUGAUGCUGAUUUGAGCAAAGGUAUAGGGAAGAACUCCUACUUUUCAGUCUCAUGGCAGAAAAACUUGGGCACAGGAAGUUGGAUUUUCUCGCAUAGAUUGACAACAUCUUCAAAGUACCCCUGGCUUAUGUUGUAUCUUCGUGCAGAUGCAACAAAAGGACUUAAUGGUGGUUAUCACUAUGAUGGUCGUGGCAUCAUGAGAAAGGUCAUCUCUCCGCAUUUUAAAGUAAGAUUGACACUAGAUGUUAAACGUGGAGGAGGCUCCAACAGUCAAUUUUAUCUCCUUGACAUAGGAAGCUGUUGGAAGAACAAUGGAAAACCAUGUGAUGGUAAUGUUCUGACAGAUGUGACUAGAUACAGUGAAAUGAUAAUAAAUCCAGAAACUACAAGCUGGUGUCGGCCGGAUAACCUUGUUUCCUGCCCUCCUUACCAUGUUACUCGUACUGGUGAUAUAAUAUAUCGAAACGAAACAUCUCGGUUUCCAUAUUCUGCUUAUCAUCUCUACUGUACACCUGGAAAUGCUGAAUUUCUGGAGAAACCAUAUGACAUAUGUGACCCAUAUAGCAAUCCACAAGCACAAGAACUGGUACAAAUUCUUCCACAUCCUGAAUGGGCUGUACAUGGCUAUCCUGCUAAACAAGGAGAUGGAUGGGUUGGAGACCCCAGGACAUGGGAGCUUGAUGUGGGGGCCCUCUCUAGCCGGUUGUAUUUCUACCUGGACCCAGGAACAAAACCAGCACGGAGGGUAUGGUCUUCGAUUAAUGUUGGUACAGAAAUAUAUGUCAGUAGCCCAGGAGAGACUGCGGAAUGGACUGUAAGUGAUUUUGAUGUACUCGUUCCUGAAGGUGUUGAAGAUGGUUCUAGCUCUUAUUGA